AUGACGGACUCUCACGAAGCUACCGUUGCUUUCGAUGAAAAGGCUGGUGCUAAGAAGAUGGUCGUCCUCACGGACGAUACCUUUGAUUCUUGGCGAACCUCCCUAAUCAAUCAUCUUGUCCUCAAGAACCUAGAGGACUUGGUGUUGGGAGGUGAUCCACCGGCUGGUGUCACUGACACUAUCGCACAACGGAAGCGAAUAGCGACGACUAUGAUUCGCAUGUCGCUGGACAAGGACAACGAAUCUCGCUUUGUUGAUCGAAACAAAUUGCGAGUUUUGAACCUCUCGUUUUGUUUGACAACAUUGUCCGGUAUCAUGUCGGAAAGUCCUCCGAAAAUGCAGCCUCCAUUUGGGAUCGAGUGA
This is a messenger RNA of Puccinia graminis f. sp. tritici CRL 75-36-700-3, 363 nucleotides long. RefSeq lists its product as uncharacterized. Lineage: Eukaryota; Fungi; Basidiomycota; Pucciniomycetes; Pucciniales; Pucciniaceae. The coding region runs from base 1 to 363 and encodes 120 amino acids. The record is from RefSeq and is a predicted model, not a curated record. The transcript has a single exon.